GUCGUUGCUUGCGCCGAAGGCAUUCGAGUCGACGACAACGUCGUCCGGCGGCCAUGUUCGGCCUCUCGUCCCGCAGCAAGUCUCUUCAGCGAGAGCACUCCAUGAAGGGUGAACGUGCCUUUGUUGUGCAAGUCGAUGUACACUUUUUUCAGAAGUGCCUUGGCGUGCAGCUCGCGAUGGUCCCAGACGACGCCAUUGCACCGUUCCACCUACACGCUCAAGUUACUCGAGUCGACAGGCUACCUAAUGGAGAACGCAGUCCAGUCGACACAGCCAACUUGCGAGCACUUGUCCCUUCACUCCGAGUGACUCGUGGAAUGCGGCUGAGUUGGAUCAACACAACGCCGCUAUCCCAUGUUAGCUUUGACGCUGUUCUUACCAUGCUCAGCACCGCCUCCGCCCAUCCUCCGUUGGUUCUGCGCUUCGUGGACUGCCAUAAGGGUUUUGCAUCAGAUGAUACGUUGGUACUCCCCUGCAUCCCACCCAACUUAGUUCCAUCCACUUCCGUCGUCAAAGUGCCGCCACUUCCAGCACUCCCAAAUACCCCUUGGAUCCCUUGGUUUGCGAUGUUUGCCGUCUUGUUUCCUCCAGGGCGGUUAGGCCUCGAGCUCGCAUCGCUGCACCCACAUCCAACUCACGACUGUGCCGCGGCGCUGUCCACUCAAGUUGCGUCCCUGACAGCCCACCCACUGGGUCUCAAGACCCUCGCCGCUCGAUACAACGCGAUUGCCGAUGAAUUCAUGCAUUUGCGGCCUGGUCUUGCCGUCGCCGCGAUCAACCACGUGUCCGUUGCUGGCGUUGCUCACGACGUUGUUGUGCAAUUCGUCCAAAAAAUGCCAAGGCCACUGACAUUGCACUUUUGCGUCCCGUCGGAAGGCAUUGGAAACGAUGCAAUGCCCCAAGUCGCGGUGGUAGCUAUUCCGUCGGACAUUUCUACUACGUCCCACGACGCUCGAAUUCACCCGCAAAGCACCCCUCCAUGGCCGCACCCGGAUUCGGUACAAAUCUCGCCUGGCAAAGACGGUGUCCUGUCCUCGAAACCUGCCGGCACGGCUCCUGACGUAGUGAUUGCUCCAGCAGCAAGGACGGUGGUUCCUAUCGCGUCAACUGGCGGGACCGUGGCAGCUUGUACAACAACACCAGCGGCUGCAGCCACCACGCAGUCGCUUGCAUCAACCACAGGCGCAUCACAUUCAGCUCCUCCGCCUCGCGCAAGUGUGGCCCCACUCGUCCCAAGUCCACCUGGUGUAUCCUCAUCAGCCACGACAACCCCUCUUCCGUCCAAAGCCUCCACAGACUCUGCCGCACCCGUGGCUGCAUUAACGAAAAAGAACUCAUCCAAGCGCAAAGUUGUCGAGAAUCCCAAGCGCAAGGACCGGGUCGUCUACUCGUGGAUAGCAAGCACGCGCAUCGAAUUCGGCACUGGCCCGUUUGGGAUGAAGACGCAAGAAUACUCGGGCCAUGUCUUUCCCGAGUUCCAAGUCGAAGUGUACGAAAUCCCUUCCGAUGGCGCGCUAAACAAGUUGAAUGCCCGAGCCGAGAUCCCCGUGGCCCUGGGCAUGCGACUCGUCUCGAUCGACGCGCAGGGCCUUCAACACAAGUCGUACGAUGACGUGUUGUCUCUAUUGCGUGCGGCGAGUCGGCCCGUGGUCAUUCAAUUCGCAGAUGCCGCUCAAAGCACCGUCGAAGACAGGGACUAUGAAUCGUAUUUAGAAAGCAUCAAGCCCGCCGCAUCAUCGUCGUGGUGGAGCAGCGGAGCGGCGGUGGUCCAGCCUGUGCAGUACCUGGUGCCUAUCCCUGUCGCGUUCGAGACGGGACCGCUCGGACUCGAAACCCAAGACGUUUCCGAAGCCAAUGGCAAUAUUCCGCUCCAUGUUCAAGUGCAUUCGAUCGUCCAGGUCCUCGAGUCGGGCGACUUCGGCCCGGUGUCGCUCUACAACUGGGCCCACCCCGCCCCGUUACGCCUCACCCAAGGCAUGCGCAUUUACAAAGUGAAUGACAAACUCAUGUGGCAAAGCGAAUACAGCGAUGUACUGGACGCCAUUCGUAAGGCGGUGCGCCCCGUCGUGGUCGUUUUUGUCGACGUGGAUGGCCCGCAAUGCCGCGACGAAUUCAACGAAGAUGAUGACAACAACGAGAUAGACGAGGACGAGUGGUCCCCGGAAGCCCAGCAAGCGCUGUAUCGGCGCCACGUGCAUCUCAUCGACCAGAUCGACAUGGAAGAUGCCGUCCAAGACACGGCUCAACUGCAUUGGGACUUGCACGCCCAUCACCUCGCCCAGGAGGCCGCGCUAGUUCACGCGAAAAUACACAAAAUGCACAUGGAACUCGCCGCGCAAGCUGAAGAAACCGCUGCGUGGCACCAAAAGAUCACUGACCUCCACGACGACCAGCGGCGAUACCGCAGCAUCAUCGACGAUUUGGACAGCCAGGCCGCUGGAACUGCAGAGAACCCGCUCCUAGUCCGGGCCAAGCGUCUGGAGGAGCGGUCGCAGAAACUCCACGAUCGAACAAAAAAACUCAAGUCCGACCACAAGAAACUCAAGGUGCGUCAGGAAGCCCUGACAAAGGAACGCCACGAGCUCGAUGCCCUCGUUGACGCGCUACCGGAAGACGACGUGUCCGAGUCCCGUAAGUUGGCAGCGGCACUCUUCGACGUCGAUGUCACUCUGCCCCUCCAUGAACAACUCGCGCUAUUCCAGCGGCAGUUGAAAGAAGUGGACAAGGAAUAUCAGCAGGAAGACCGCCGGCGCAAACUCGUCCAGCGCGAAGUCCAAUACAUGCGAAAGCACAUCAAGUCGCUGUCGAAAGCGGAAAAGAAACUCAAAAAGACAACUAAAGUCAAGUCGUCCGAGAUAGACACGCGCAAGUCCAACUUGCGCGAGAAGCUGAAAUUAAUUAACGAUCAACUGGCCACGGCCGCAGAGGCAGGAGAUAACGAGCUCGCUGCCAAGCUAACCAAGCGCCGUAAGCACCUGACAAAGGAACUGCGAGCCCUUCAAGAAGACGACUCGGCUUCGGCGAAGAACGCUCCUACUGCAUCCAAGAAGCAAGCAAAGCGGGCCAAGAAAACAGCACCUGCCAAAGCAGUCAGCACUGGGAGCACUGGGAACGACGUCGCAAUUGGCGCAAUGCGGCCUAGGGCAGCCCCUUCGCCGACAGCGCGGCAGCCCUCUGUCAAGCUCGACUUCUUCUUGGAAGGCAUGCUGGAUAAACACCCGACCAUUUCGAACGAGACAGACGUGUUUACGAUCGGAUGGAAAAACUUCAAGAAGGCGUAUCCUCGAUUCUGCAUCAUCACAGCCCGCGGGACCCUGGCAUACUACAGACAGCAAGGCGACGCCGAGGCGCGCGGCGAACUCAACUUGGCCGACCGGUCCAUGGAAAUCCAAGUGAAUGGCUGCGUUUUUACGCUGUGCACCAACACAGAAAGCACCAAGUUUGAAGCGCGGUCGUCAGGCGAGUGCCGCAAAUGGGUCGACGCCAUCAAAGCGGCCAACUACCACUUUGUCACGGCUUGCUCUCGGAGGCAAUUAACCAAAUGAACAAGACGAUUACGUUAUCCUUCCG
Messenger RNA from Aphanomyces invadans, 3570 nucleotides. RefSeq lists its product as hypothetical. NCBI's taxonomy places the organism in Eukaryota, Oomycota, Saprolegniomycetes, Saprolegniales, Verrucalvaceae. The transcript has 17 exons. The coding region runs from base 54 to 3545 and encodes 1163 amino acids. The record is from RefSeq and is a predicted model, not a curated record.